CUUAAGAUAUGGUGUUACUGUGCACACAGCACACCCAACUAUCGACCAAGCUCCGUGGCGCUAAGAUUAGAUAACCAAGAAGGCACCACAGUCGUGACUUGCGACCCCGCGGUUACCAUCUUCUCCCUCCUUCCCUUCAAAGAAUAUAACCUCGCACUCCCUCCUCAUACACUACUGGUGCCAUAUAUUGAAUGGCAUGACCCAUAUACAGCCAUGACUGAGAUAAUAAGCGGCCAGGUACCGCCUCUUAUCCUUGGGCCUUCUGACAAAGAGAAGAAAUACGACCGCCAGCUCCGAUUAUGGGCAGCAAACGGCCAACAGGCUCUAGAGGAUGCCCAUAUUUGCCUGAUAAACUCGGGUUCGGGAACUACAGGUGUUGAAACCUUGAAGAAUCUUGUUCUCCCAGGAAUUGGCCUGUUCACAAUCGUCGACGACAAAUCCGUGGAGGAGUCCGAUCUGGGUGUCAAUUUCUUCUUGGAAGAAGCAAGUUUGGGAAGGCCUCGCGCUGAAUGCUGCACAGAGCUUCUCGCCGAGCUCAACCCAGACGCUACAGGCCAUUGGGCGUCCAGCUUCGAUGAACAUUCGGCGUUUACGCUUGUCUUGUACACGACCCCAAUCGACGACGAACUCCUCAAAACCGUCAAAAACUACUGCCAUAUCCACAAAGUACCACUAGUGUCCAUCAAUUCCCUCGGGUUCUACUCCUACUUCAAUAUUACCUUCAAUGGCAACUUCCCCAUAGCUGACACUCAUCCCGAUUCAACGGCAACCACAGACCUGAGGCUCUUGACUCCUUGGCCAGAGCUAAUAGAGUUUGCCCAAGAGUUGACUAUUGAUAUCGACAAUCUCAGUGCCCACAAGCAUGGACAUGUCCCUUACGUAGCACUUCUGCUGCAUUACUUGGAGGAAUGGAAAGCCGAGAACUCAGGAAGCGUACCUCAAUCGUAUGCCGACAAAGUUAAGUUCCGGAAGAUAGUAGCAGCUGGAGCACGUACCGAUAGCCCCGAGGGAGCUGAAGAGAACUAUGAUGAAGCUACAGCUGCUGUAUUGAAGACCGUGUCGUUGCCUGGUCUUCCUAGCUCUGUUAGGGAAGUUUUUGAGUAUCAGCCAAAUCAAGAUGAGGCGAAAUCUGGGUUCUGGAUUAUUACAGAGGCAAUUAAGCAGUUUCACGCGAAACAUGGUGCCCUCCCCUUGCCCGGAUCGGUUCCAGAUAUGAAGGCCGAGUCGGAGGUCUAUAUCCAGCUUCAAAGCAUAUAUAAGAAAAAAGCCCGACAGGAUGUUGAUGAAAUUUUGGAAAUUUUGGGCACUAUCCCCAACGGAAACGAGGUUGAGAAGGAAGAAGUUGAGACAUAUUGCAAGAAUGCUGCAUUUAUCAAACUUGUCCGGGAGUCAGCGCCAGAUACUGACAGAAUAAAACAACUUGCAGACUCGGAGCUAAAUGCAGAAUUCGAGCUGCAACCAACACUAUUACCCGUCUACCUCGCCCUCAAAGGCAGCGAGUCCGCAAAACCAGAAGCAGGCGCGGCCGCGGCAUCAGCACCCCAGAUUUUGAGCGAAAUAUCCAAGAUCGUCCCAGAUGCAGCCAGUGAUGAUAGGCUCGCCCGAGUGGCAACUGAAGUAGCUCGAGCACAGGGUGGCGAGCUACACAACAUUGCGGCUCUGACUGGUGGUAUGGUGGCCCAGGAAGUGAUCAAAAUCAUUACGAAGCAGUAUAUUCCCAUCGACAACACGUGCGUGUUUGAUGGGAUUGUGAGUCGCUCUCAGAUUUUCAGGAUCUAGCCUGUCAUGGUUAAAACUUGGGAUCUGAGGAUAGGGUCACUUGGAGCUACAUAUAUUCAUGAGUGAGUAUCAACGGAUGGCGUUUGCUGCGGUUUAGCGUGUUUUCUCGCACCACACAAUGAUGUUGAUAAGGUGUAUUCAGAUGAAGAGUUGGGUCGCGGUGGAGGCCCAAUGCUCCACUGCCAAAACCUGGGAGGUGAAGAAACCAUAAGAGUUCGGUUAUUGCAAGUUGCCAGCUGCAGUAAUACUUUACAAGAUGGAAAACACAAUGGAAAAUGACUAGGCAACGUGCAUCAUUAUGUAGACUGUUAUAAAGCUAGGAGAGCGAAUUACCGAAGGCCCAGAGGCCGUGGAUUCCAUUUCUGCUACCUAACAAUCCAGUCUUUGCCUUG
Molecule: messenger RNA, 2171 nt
Organism: Pseudogymnoascus verrucosus
Lineage: Eukaryota; Fungi; Ascomycota; Leotiomycetes; Thelebolales; Thelebolaceae
Exons: 4
Coding region: 214-1779 (521 amino acids)
Biological process (GO): protein neddylation
Cellular component (GO): cytoplasm
Molecular function (GO): NEDD8 activating enzyme activity
Source: RefSeq, a predicted model, not a curated record